CACCCACACAAACACACACACACACACACACUUACUUUAGCGGUAACAGUUUAGCAGAAGUACACAUCUCAGCAAUUGUAUCUUAUGCACAAUCACUCUGUAUCUGCGUAAUGAGGAAGAAGCAAUCAUUGUGUGAUUAAGGCCGUCCUUCAUUCAGCAGCCUUGGGUUUACGAUGGGGCAGCAAAAGCCUGUUUUGGGAUCGUGAGCUAACUGCUAGUCAUUUAAAGCUUUUAAAGAACAGUGCGCCACCAUUCGCAGUGAUGGCCAUAGCCGCAGUGGAGUUGAUGGGCUUCUUCUUGGGCAUCCUGGGAAUGAUUGGCAACUUGGUGGCCACCCUGCUGCCCUACUGGGAAAUCUCGGCCCACAUCGGCUCCAACAUCGUCACGGCUGUGACAAACAUGAAGGGUCUGUGGAUGGCGUGCGUCCACCAGAGCACCGGAGCCUUCCAGUGCGAGACCUACAACACCAUCCUUGGCCUAUCCGCCGACCUGCAGGUGGCCCGGGCCAUGAUGGUCAUCUCGGUUAUCUUAUCUGUCCUAGCCUGUGUAGUGUCCAGCGUUGGGAUGCAGUGCACCGUGUGUAUGGACGGCUCCUCAGCGAAGGCGAAAGUAGCUGGAGCUGGAGGGUGCCUUUUUUUAACUGCCGGUCUUCUGUCGCUCAUUCCAGUUUCCUGGAAGACCAAUGAAGUAGUGCAGACCUUUUACCAGUACAACCUACCUGACAGUCUGAAGUUCGAGAUUGGAGAUUGCCUGUAUGUCGGAAUUGCUUCGUCCAUCACGUCGCUGCUAGGUGGAGGGCUGCUAAGCAUGUCCUGCUGGAAUGACAUGGAUUCACGGCGAGGGUUCAGGCGCCACGGCGGGGGUUACCCAUACCCUGAACACAUGGCAAAACAUGGCACGGGCCGUGGCGCCUCACAUUCGAUGCCCUUCCACCCUUCAGCCACUCUGCAGAGCACAAUCAACAUGAAUCCCACCAACAGGAACCAGACCAUGGUCAGCCAGAUCAGUAGCAGUAGCCACUCCACUGCUGGUGUCAGAGACUCCAGGAAACCCGCACGCCAGCAAACAACAGCUAGUUAUGAUGUCACUGGGUAUGUCUGAAGAUUUUGCCUAGUUGCUGUUUCGCACCAUGAACUUGAAAACACUGAAUUGUUAAAAUUCGACUUAUUUGUGAAUAUUUCUUGGAUUUUGGAAAAAGGUGUUUUAUAAAUUAAACAUAUCCAUAUUAUUUUCAUGGCUAACAGAAGUAUUAAGGCUUACAAAAGGUACAUUUUGUACAGUAUUUUUUUUCUUUUUUCCUGCUGAGGGAAUGAUUUCAGAAACUGUAGGGCAUGUCUAAGUGAAACAAAUCAAUUCCAGGUCAAUCGACCUCUGGUGUGAUAGGAGUCCUCUGUGUAAACACAAAGAGCUAAUGUUUCACAUUGACGGUUUAAUAUGGCUGUAAAAGCAUACUUCAAGAUGAACUCUUGUAGUAUUAUUCAUUUCGUAUGGUUCCAUAUUUGACACAAGGACAGGUUUUUUCUGGCUUGUCCUUCUUAAAUGACACAAAAUUACAAAUAAAUGCUAUAAAUAAAGAAUGUUAAAUACAAAAGAAAUGAGAAACACAUUAAGAAUGGAUGGCGCUUGAAUGAAGGAAAUUAGUUUUACUCAAAGUGGGGUUCAUGAAGCAUGGCCAGGGGGUCUGUGAUUUCUUUUAAUGUAGUUUCUGUGUUGGAAAUCACAAAUCGCCACUAUCAAAGUUAUUUUGUUUAAUACUCAGUUCUUAUAGUUAUUAGCCGAUUAGACUGGUCUAAUGAAUGGGUUUAAUCGAAAUCUCAAAUAAAUCAUUCUAUAAAUAACAUAAUAAUGUGUUCUCUCAGGAACAUAAAGCUUUAACUAUCAUUGUACACAAUGAAAUAAUGAGUCUAAUAUUCAACGAGUUGGAUUGUGUUUAUUAAAAAAAUUCUAUACUGAGGGGGUUUGGGUUAUUUAAUUUGCAUUUAAAUGGGUUCCUGGCCAAAAAAGUUUGAGAAGUAAACGACAAAGUGUUUCAUUUAAAAAUUUUUCAGGGCCAAAUGGGACAGUCAGGUCAUCUUAAAUGUCUAAAUAACCCUUAACUAACAGCAGCACAUCACCCCAUCUCUAUCUUUGGCACAGGUCAAUGAUUUACAGCAGUAGCAGCAUGAAGCACUGCACUGGAAUCAACUCAAUCGAUUUUAGCUCAGUGAUUCUGUGAGAAAUUAAUGUUCCUGCACCUGAGUGACAAUAGGCACCUCAGUGCACCUUCCCUACAUGCUGCCUACAUAGCAUGCUUCCUUCCGAUUCGAACGCACUGACUGCCUGCUGAUGAGACUGUUCUUAGUCCUAGUCUCAGUGUUCAGUGUUUCUUUAAAUUGUUUGUGAGUCUAAUCGUAAAUUGUAGUAAGCCUGGUAAACAUGUAAUCUUUGUUGUCAUGUUAUAUUACUUAUAUAAUACAUAUAUUACUUUAUUUUCCUGAGAAAUCGCCCACACGUUUGUAACACUGACCUGCAGUAACAAGUACCUGACUGGACAUUAAAGUAUUCAUUUUUGUACUGUUUCA
Molecule: messenger RNA, 2561 nt
Organism: Pangasianodon hypophthalmus (striped catfish)
Lineage: Eukaryota; Metazoa; Chordata; Actinopteri; Siluriformes; Pangasiidae
Gene: cldn2
Product: claudin 2
Exons: 3
Coding region: 262-1101 (279 amino acids)
Biological process (GO): cell adhesion; bicellular tight junction assembly
Cellular component (GO): bicellular tight junction; plasma membrane
Molecular function (GO): structural molecule activity
Source: RefSeq, a predicted model, not a curated record